AUGACGUUUCGUUGUGAUGACCCAGACCGCAACUGUGCCACUCAAAUAGGAUGGGCUGGACACUGGCGGGGUGAGAAUGCUACCCAAGAGACAGUCAUUUGCCCGCUGUCGUUUGAGAUUCGGAGGUCUCUCUCCUCGGUCUGCGGUUUAGGGUACACCGUGGCUGAGUCUAAACUGAACACCUUCUGGGCGACUGAUCUCCUGCACCGUAUUUUCCAUGUGCCCAGGAUCAGCGAGGAAGUUGUGGACCAUUAUGCGGAAGAUUAUACAGACGUCAUCGAGCUCGCUCAGAACAAUCCUGAGCUAUCGAUAAAGGACAGUGACACUCUGCAAUACUUUGCUAUCGAUGUCUACGCCUAUGAUAUUGCUGCACCUGGGAUUGGCUGUAGCGGCAAACUCCCCGAUGCCUCUGAGGCGCCAUCCUCGACUGCUGGUGCUCAGCCGUCGGUCACAAGUACCGCGCCUACGGAGUGCCACACACAUUCAGAUGGAGCUAUACACUGUGAAUGA
Phaeoacremonium minimum UCRPA7 is the source of this 510-nucleotide messenger RNA. RefSeq names its product putative major allergen asp f 2-like protein. Gene Ontology annotation, molecular function: metallopeptidase activity; zinc ion binding; integrin binding. Bases 1 to 510 code for a protein of 169 amino acids. The transcript has 3 exons. Gene Ontology annotation, cellular component: extracellular region; cell surface; fungal-type cell wall. The record is from RefSeq and is a predicted model, not a curated record. Lineage: Eukaryota; Fungi; Ascomycota; Sordariomycetes; Togniniales; Togniniaceae.